GCAUAAGAAGGCCGUAAAUCAUAAACUGGUUUGCUACGUCUUCAAUGAACAAUGGACAUCGAUCCCUGGCUCAAUGUGUACCAACCUGUAAUAAUGGCUAAUUAAUUGGCUAGAUGCGGCCUUUCUUCAGCCUGUGGCCGAGACGUCAAUGAGGACAUUUUUAUGAUCCACCAUGGUGACAUUGCGUGUUACGUGUAUGUGCCCAGUUAGUAGUUGGAUCAAAGAAUACAUUGCAUCGCCAGAUACAAGUAAAUCUUCUGCACACCUGUCGCGGUUGAUGUUUUGUGGAGCCGUGGAUUGCUUUGAUUGAACGAAACUGGAUCCUUGGUUGUGGUUGCUUGCCAUAAGAUAUUAAGAAGCCUUGAACUUAAACGUUUUAAAUCGGAUAUCAGAAAAAGAGAGUUAUCAUGAAGUUACAAAAUGCAUUAUUACCAAUACUAUUGGGUCUACAUAUCGUCUUGAUUAACGCAAAUCACAUGCAAGCGGAAUUUUCGAGGAGUCAGCAGGCAACGCUCGGACAAUCUAUCGGUAACUUUGGCCACUCGACAGGAAAUAUCGACCAGUCGUCAGGAAACUUCGGUCAGUCGUCAGAUAAUUUCGGUAUUGCUACAGAAAACUUCGGUCUGACGUCAGAUAAUUUCGGUUUGUCAACAGGCAACUUCGGUCAGUCGACGGGACCCUUCGAUCAGGCGUCAGGAAAUUUUGUUCAAUCUUCCGGAAAUUUCGGCCAGACCACAGGAAGUGUUGAUCAGUCAUCUGGAAUUUCAGACCGAUCGUCUGGCAACUUUGGUCAGUCUUUUGGGCAAUUUGAGCAGUCAUUUGUGAACUCUGGGCAGCGAUCAACCGGUAACUUCGGCCAGUCAACAGGAAACUUUGGCCAGUCAACAGAUAACUUAGGCCAGUCAACAAGUAACUUUGGCCAGCAGCAAUCAACCGGAAACUUUGGCCAGCAGUCAAGACGGUUGAUGGGACCAUCAAACUUUGCUAUGUCGGCUCCCUCUACCGUGGACUUCUUCAAUAGUAAUCUACAACUUGACAACAUUAUGCCCAGUGCCGAGAUAGGACCUAGUGCGAACGCGCGCAUACAGGGAAUGGGACAAGGUGGUGGUAGGUCUCGUGGUGGGCGUCACCAGAUGAUGACGCCACGAAGGGGAGUCCCUAACGGUGGAAUCCAGGAAGAUCCUGAUUUCAUUCGUCGCAUUCUGGGGAGCACCACCAUUGGUCGCGAGCUCAGGAUGGGAGAACUAGGUCUUCCCCGUCAUGGCGGCGCCGGACAAGGCGAAAGGCACGCUAACGGGCUGCUCGACGGUUGGGACGGCAACCCGCAGACGCUCCAGCAGGUGUCCCGUGGCUGGGCCGACCCCUUCCGCGGACAACCAAUACCACAGGUGCCCAUUGGCUUCAGCGGAAAUUUCGGAGCAAUCUCUGGAUUCUCCGCUUUCUCAAAUCGUCUCUUCCGUUAAUUCAUGCGGUGCCUUAAUUCUACAAGAAGCUAUUCGAUGCAAUCGACAACGGAGAACUUUUUAAAGUAUUUAUUCAGUCGACCAGUUUUGACCAAAAUCAGGUCGAGUUUUGUAAUAAUUUCUCACGGAUUGACUUGUUACCAGAUAUUUGUAAUUUUAUUUUAAUACCAAAGAACUGGAGUGACGUUCAGGAAUUCUAUCAAGAACAGCACAAAACAAAUAUUUUAAAAAGACAAAGUCAAACUUCCACUCUUCAAGUUGGUCCAUUUUAUAUAUUUGCGCUUGAGACAAUAAUCAUAAUUAUGAAGAAGUUUGAUAUGUAUUGUUGUCUUCGUUUUUUGUUUGUUAUAUAACGCUUUGUAUGUUUUAUAAUUAAGUUCUAUACGUCUUUAAUGAUCUAAUUAGCGGAAAAAACACAUGUAUUACCAAUUAAAAAGUUAGUUAUCUUUAAACAAAUAUCAUGAAGAUCUAACUCACCGAUUUGCAACAAUUAUCCGUGUAAUAAUUAAUGUUCAUAUCUGAUGCACACAUUGUCUAAUCUUAAACAAACAUAUGUCGAUUGAAAAAAAAUCAUAAUCGUAUAUAGUUUAUUUGUAUCACUAAUAUUUUAGAUAAAUAAGAGAUUUUUAUAUAGUUCAUAAACAUGUGGUGUUGUUUAUUACGAUGUAUCACACAUUUCUACCACACAGAUAUAUUCUCUGCUUGACGAUUGUUUAUUCCAUGGUUAAGGUUUUGCGUUAUGUUUUUUGUUAUUAUUUUGAUAAUGAUUUUAUUUAUUUAUUUAAAUAAAUAACAUUUAAACAUUG
This is a messenger RNA of Dreissena polymorpha, 2269 nucleotides long. RefSeq lists its product as uncharacterized. The record is from RefSeq and is a predicted model, not a curated record. Bases 408 to 1463 code for a protein of 351 amino acids. The transcript is spliced from 6 exons. Lineage: Eukaryota; Metazoa; Mollusca; Bivalvia; Myida; Dreissenidae.